AUGGCAGAUAGAAAGCUAUCCAUCGAUUCCUAAUCAAGUGGAACUUCAACAGAAAAUCGCAAGAUAAAAUCCAACCUUGUGAUAAAGAAGCGUUUGCUAAAAAAGCAAUCACCUCCUCCAUUCUAAAUAUUAGCCGCCUUAUCCUAAAACGGGCAUUUUAGAGAUGAUCUAAGUAAAACUCACACUAAUAUAUCUACGUCACGCAAUCCUCAGAAUAACUUGCUCUAGAUGCCAUAGAGUAAUACAGGGGUUGAUAAUUCAUUUAUGAGCUUUACUGAUCAAUCGGAUUCAGAUACAUCUGUUAUGGAUUCACGCAGUGUAUUUGAAGGCUUUGAGAACUAGAGCAUAGUGAGUUCUCGCAUUUAAAAGCCAUAGUUUUCUCCAAACCAUCAAUCUAACCAGAAGCCUAGAACUAACCAUUCAAUGAACACCUCUUUGGUAUCUGGUAGUGCCUCGAUGGGAGGAACUCCACUUCUUCAAAUAAAUAUGCAAAGAACAAAUGAUGAAGCUCAAGGAUUAGCUCAGAAUGGCAAUUAAUAGGUUGAACCCAAAAAAUUAUUCCAUCCAUUUGCUGAUAAACCUAGUCCAGUUGAGGAAUGGAAGUAGGUCAUAAUGCUAGCAAUUGAAACAAUGAUUUAAUUUGUCGUCUGGGACAUCUUUGGAAACUUCAUUAAAUAUUCAGGAAAGGCUUUGGGCUACAUAUUUUUCUUAACUCCCCUGCUCCUUAUUGGGAUGCUCGCUGAGUCCUGCAGACGCCUUAAAAACAAAUGUAAAAAAGUAGAUAACAAUCCUUUCAAGAGAAGUAAGUCUAAGCAGUAGCUUUUAUUUGAAACUGAAAAUAGCAAUCAAAAGUAGGGAGACUUUAUUAUUGUUGUUGACCUAGAUAUGACUAUGAUUUAUACCACUAUCAUAAAACCUGAUGAGAAUUCCUCUGAUUAUAUAUCUCUCAAUAAGGAAGACUCUUCAUUAUAAAUAUAUGUCUAUAAAAGGCCUUAUUUGGAUUAAUUCUUGAGAGAACUUUCAAAGAUGGGUCAAAUCUACGUAUUCACAGCGGCUACCAAAGAAUAUGCUGAUCCCAUUAUAGAUGAGUUCGACACCAAAGGAUAUAUUAAAGGCAGAUACUAUAGAGAGCAUUGCUAGCUAGACAAACAAAAUAACUACGUUAAAUCGAUGGAGAUCAUUACAAAUGACUUUAAAAAGCUUGUUAUAGUUGAAGACUCUAAGCAAGUAUAUGAAAAAUAUCCUAAAAACACCAUCCUUGUUCCUGAAUGGACUAACAGCAAUAAAAAAGAUAGAGCAUUGCUAAAAGUAAUUGAUAUUCUAGAAUAAUUGUAAUCCUCAAAUUCAAAGAACAUUAGUGAAGACCUAAAAACUACAAUAGAUAUAAUAGAGCAUGUUGUUAGCUGA
This is a messenger RNA of Stylonychia lemnae, 1407 nucleotides long. Lineage: Eukaryota; Ciliophora; Spirotrichea; Sporadotrichida; Oxytrichidae. The record is from the annotation of a GenBank genome assembly.